Panicum virgatum (switchgrass) is the source of this 1094-nucleotide messenger RNA. Its product is annotated as elongation factor 1-delta 1-like. The record is from RefSeq and is a predicted model, not a curated record. Lineage: Eukaryota; Viridiplantae; Streptophyta; Magnoliopsida; Poales; Poaceae. Gene Ontology annotation, cellular component: cytosol; eukaryotic translation elongation factor 1 complex. The transcript has 8 exons. Gene Ontology annotation, biological process: translational elongation. The coding region runs from base 167 to 856 and encodes 229 amino acids. Gene Ontology annotation, molecular function: guanyl-nucleotide exchange factor activity; translation elongation factor activity.
CGAUCCCCCCAUAUAUAAAGCUGUUGCCCCAACCCUAGCCCCUCCUCCGCGUCUUCCCUCUCCCCAGCUUGUCAGCAGCCGCCGCGCGCUGCUCCCUCUUCUCCCCUUCGGCGCCGUCAUCGCCUCCGCGGCCGCCAGAUCGCUUGUGAAACUAUCUUGUGGGGAGAUGGCGGUUUCUUUCGCUAACGUCAACUCUGAGGCAGGGCUUAAAAAGCUUGACGAGUACCUUCUCACUCGCAGCUACAUCACUGGUUACCAAGCUUCCAAGGAUGACUUGGCUGUCUACUCCUCAUUUUCUGCUGCUCCCUCAUCCAAGUAUAUCAAUGUCACAAGGUGGUUCAGUCACAUUGAUGCACUCUUGAGGCUGAGUGGAGUUACUGCAGAGGGCCAAGGUGUCAAGGUUGAGUCAUCUGCUGGUCCAUCAGCAUCAACGCCUGAUGUUGCCGACACAGCGGCUGCACCUGCUGCUGACGACGACGAUGAUGAUGUUGACCUUUUUGGUGAGGAGACCGAAGAGGAGAAGAAGGCUGCUGAAGAGCGUGCUGCAGCUGUCAAGGCAUCGGGCAAGAAGAAAGAAUCUGGGAAGUCGUCAGUUUUGCUUGAUGUGAAACCAUGGGAUGAUGAGACUGACAUGGCCAAGCUUGAGGAAGCAGUAAGGAAUGUCAAGAUGGAAGGACUGCUCUGGGGAGCAUCCAAGCUUGUCCCAGUUGGGUAUGGCAUCAAGAAGCUUCAGAUCAUGUUGACUAUUGUUGAUGACCUUGUUUCUGUUGACACUCUGAUCGAGGACCAUCUGUGCGCUGAGCCAGUGAACGAGCACGUCCAGAGCUGUGACAUUGUUGCCUUCAACAAGAUCUAAAUCUGCUGGGCGCAGGCUGUGGUCAGUGGACACUGCACCGAUCCAAAAUAUCCUGAGUUUUGCAUGUGGACUAGUUAUGUCUGUUCCGUGUGUCGACUAGUUAUUGCCUGUGAGGUUUUUGGAACCUAGUCAAAAGUGUACCAGUUCUGUUACCAGGGUUAAUUUGCAUUAUUUGAAAGACCGACUGGCUGGAUUUUCUGUUUCUUCUAUUCGUAAUAUACUCUCUCUUUCCUGGUUA